AUGCCAACACGUCCUCCACCCCUCAGUACCCCUCACUCUUUACACACCCAUCUCCUCUCUUUCCUUACCCUCUCAAUCCACACUAUCCUCCACGCACGCGGUCUCUACCCGAAGAAUACCUUUCUCCUAACACGCGCCUUUAAUUUUCCAGUACCCCAAAACCGCCACCCCCAACUAUGCACCUACAUAAACAACUGCAUCACCUCCCUAACCCCCCACCUCCAAUCCGGCACCAUAAACACCAUCUCCAUCGUCAUCUACCGCGACCUUAACCCACCUUACCCCCAAAUCCUCGAACGCUACAUCUUCAAUCUCUCCUCCUUCCCCUCCAUCCCUCCAUCCGAACGCUUCACCGACUUUGAAUUCCGCGGUCUGAAUGAAAAAUACGAGGUCAAGAAUAUCGACGUGGAAGAGGAAUUACGCGCUACGUUGAGGAAAUUAGCUUAUAGUGCGGAGAAAUUGGGGGAUUUGAGGAAUCCGGAGGAGUGUACUUGGAGUUUGGUUAUGGAGUUGAAGGGGGAUGAGGGGGGAGAGGGGAAUGCGCCGAUUUCGCAUCCGCAGGUCUGGGAGCCGGCGGUGGCGGAGUUGCAGGUUGGGAGGGGGGAUGGGAUAGGGAAGGGGAAGGCGAAGGCGAAGGCAAUGGAGGGGAAUAGUAAUAAUAUGGGGGAAGUGAGGAUAGAGGGGGAAAAGGAAAAAGAGAGGAAAAGGGAGAGUAGAGUUGGAAAAGCAAGAGGUGGAGUGAAGAGUACGGCGAUUAGAGCUGUAGAGGUGGGAGAAUUCAUAAUGGAUGCUUGGAUUGAAGAGGGGAAGGCGAAAUUUGAGAUUCAAGAGCAGGGUUCUCAGGAACAAGAGGAGGGUCAUGAACAUGAUUAUGAUCAUGGAUAUGAACAUGAAAACGAUGAAUAUGGAUACGAGUGA
Sclerotinia sclerotiorum 1980 UF-70 is the source of this 918-nucleotide messenger RNA. RefSeq lists its product as hypothetical. Lineage: Eukaryota; Fungi; Ascomycota; Leotiomycetes; Helotiales; Sclerotiniaceae. The transcript has 2 exons. Gene Ontology annotation, cellular component: zeta DNA polymerase complex. Bases 1 to 918 code for a protein of 305 amino acids. The record is from RefSeq and is a predicted model, not a curated record.